Messenger RNA from Lasiosphaeria miniovina, 2078 nucleotides. Its product is annotated as kinase-like domain-containing protein. The transcript has 2 exons. Gene Ontology annotation, cellular component: nucleus. NCBI's taxonomy places the organism in Eukaryota, Fungi, Ascomycota, Sordariomycetes, Sordariales, Lasiosphaeriaceae. Gene Ontology annotation, molecular function: ATP binding; protein serine/threonine kinase activity. The record is from RefSeq and is a predicted model, not a curated record. Bases 228 to 1721 code for a protein of 497 amino acids. Gene Ontology annotation, biological process: protein phosphorylation; mitotic DNA damage checkpoint signaling.
CAAUUGAUUACCAACGGCACACCACAUCAAUAGCGGACAAUCCCUGCCAAUUGGCUUCCUUCUCCUGCAACGCGAUACGUGAGAGGUUCGGGCGAAGCUUUGCGUGCUGCCGAGAGUUUAUGCACCGCCAAUAACCUUUGAACCGGGUUGGGGUUGGCUUUUGGUGGCUUUCGUUUUCCUUGCCGCUGUCGCUCGUCAGCCGUCGCAUCAACCUGUCCUAGUCGCAGAUGGCCACCGCGGUCGCUGCCCGUCGCCGCCGAGCAGAUUCGUUCCGAAUCCACGAGGAUGUAGCAGCAAUGGAUGACGCCGAAAUGCACGGGGAGGCCCUAAAAGAGGAGGAGAAUGGGACAUACAGAGACGACGAGGAGGAGAAUGGGACAUAUAGAGACGACGAGGAGGAAGUUGAGCCGGCAGACGACCAAGAAUCCAACUACUCGGAGAGCUCCGAGGACGAGCCGGUGAUCGACGUCAAUAUCCAGCACGACAUGGAGAAGUUGCAAAGCUCUUUCUCCGGCCUCCGCCAUCGAUACCGGCUCAUCAAGCGCAUUGGUGAAGGCACCUUCUCUACCGUCUACAAAGCCGAGGACCUCCAGUACGAUCAUUUCGAUAACUCGUGGGAUAUCGAGAAGGAGAACGAGAAAUGGACGCCUCCUCCCCUCAAGAGCUUUACGAGCCAGUCCACCACGACACUCGGCCUGGCCGCCGAAGACCCGAGCCAGCACCUCCAGCGACGCCGCAAGCCCAAAUACGUCGCCAUCAAGAAAAUCUACGUCACUUCUUCUCCGACGCGCAUCCUCAACGAACUCGAGCUGCUGCACGAUCUCCGUGGCUGCAGCUCUGUGUGCCCCCUCAUAACAUCCUUCCGCCAAACCGACCAAGUGGUGGCCAUCCUGCCCUACUUCCGCCACGCCGACUUUCGCGAAUACUUCCGUAAGAUGACAGUCCGCGACACGUCCAUCUAUCUCCGGUCGCUCUUCUCGGCUCUGGCCAGCGUGCAUUCUCGCAACAUUCUACACCGCGACAUCAAGCCGACCAACUUCCUCUACGACCCCCUCACGCAGCGGGGCGUGCUCGUCGACUUUGGCUUGGCCGAGCGUGAGGGCCUUGACUGCAAGCCGUGUCUGUGCCACGAAGAUGCGCUCAUGCGCAAGACCCGGCUCCGCAAUGCCGUCAUGGGGAGCACCGCGCCGGCCGGGGGAUAUCCGAAGCAAGACACGCGCCCCUCUCGCAGAGCCAACCGUGCCGGCACGCGCGGCUUCCGUGCGCCCGAGGUGCUGUUCAAGUGCACGGAACAGACGACCAAGCUCGACAUCUGGAGCGCGGGCGUCAUCCUGCUGACGAUAUUAUCCCGUCGUUUUCCCUUCUUCAACUCGGCCGACGACGUCGAGGCCAUGAUCGAGAUUGCCACCAUCUUUGGGCAGAAGCGCAUGAAGGCCGCUGGCCAGCUGCAUGGCUGCUCCUUCGAGACGACCAUCCCUACGAUCGGCACGUUUGGCUUCAGCUUCGAGCGCAUCGUCUUGUGGAGCACGUGUCGCAGCGAUACGGGUGAGACCCUGUCCAAGGACGAGAAGUUGGCGAUCGACUUCCUCAACAAAUGCAUGGAGUUGGAUCCCAGCCGGCGGAUCAGUGCCCAGGAAGCGUUGUCGCACGACUUCUUGCGCAUGGGGCUAGAGGAUGAAGUGUCGCCGGAAGAAGAGGAGAUGGAUAUCAUGAUGGCCUGAAGGCCCGCUCAGCAUGAACACGGAGCCGCUUUUUAUUUUUGUUGUUUGGCCCUUGACUGUAUCAUAGCCUGUAAAUAGGGGUUGGUGUUGUUGCGGCGCGUUCCUGGGGUGGAGUUGCGGCGCUUUGCUGGGGAGGAGUUGGGGCGCGCUACUGGGGAAGAGUCAUGGGAUGGCUGCCGUUGGAAUUGGGACCUGUCUUUAUCAAUCAGCCAAGGUACGAGAAGCCCCGCUCGCGAGCUGGCUUUAUCUGUUUGUUGCCACUACAGACUUCGGUCCGGUUACUGUAUCUAGGUAUGUAUUGUUGACCCGAACCAGCCUGCAUCUUGAAGCCCCUUUUCCCAUCCCGCGGGAGCACGU